Messenger RNA from Ornithodoros turicata, 2224 nucleotides. Its product is annotated as cytochrome P450 4V2-like. The transcript has 11 exons. The coding region runs from base 215 to 1828 and encodes 537 amino acids. Lineage: Eukaryota; Metazoa; Arthropoda; Arachnida; Ixodida; Argasidae. Gene Ontology annotation, molecular function: iron ion binding; monooxygenase activity; oxidoreductase activity, acting on paired donors, with incorporation or reduction of molecular oxygen. The record is from RefSeq and is a predicted model, not a curated record.
AAUCUCACAAGAAGGAGCCUAUCUCGCGUAAAGAGAUUCUAAAUAGGGAGGUGGGUGACGUCAGAUGUUGAGUUGCGGCCCCCCUCUCUCCCUCUACUUUGCUUUUUUAUUACGCGGUUUGACCAAGAAGAAAACUUUAACACAAGGGACGCUGAACGCCAGACCAUCACUGAGACGACAAGGGCCGUGAAGACAUAGCGAGCUCAGGCUAACCAUGUACGCUCCGACCAGCAUGCAGUCCAUGGUGCUGUGGUUCGCCUUCAAGCUGGGGACUAUUACAACGAUCACCUUAUCGCUACUCCUCGCCGCACUAGUGGUCGUGUUUUACUUUCGUUGGCGACGGACAUACGUGCACUUGAAGAAUGUCGGCGGGCCAUCGGACGACUGGCCACUGCUCAGGACUAUCACUUCUCACAUGGCCAUGCAAAAUAUGCAGCGAGAGUUCGGAGUGGACUACAAUGUCUUGUUCUUCCAGUACCUGUGCGCUGGCACUGCCAGGAUGAGGCACCAACCUUUCUACAAGGCGUACAUGGGCGACGUACCGUACGUGAUUAUCGAAAAACCGGAGGCUGCGGAGGCUGUGCUGAACAGCAACGUACUGAUUGAAAAAUCAAUUGAAUACAAGUGGCUGCGACCAUGGCUCGGGACAGGACUUUUGACGAGUUCCGGAAGUAAGUGGAAGAUACGCAGGAAGAUGCUGACACCGUCUUUCCACUUUCGUAUCCUGGACGACUUUUUGCCCAUCAUCAACGAACACGCUGUAGUGUUCACAAACGUGCUCAGAGGAAAACUGGACGAGAAGAAGGGGUUCGACAUCGCGCAACUAGUCGCGAGAUGCACCUUAGAUGUUAUAUGUGAGACUGCCAUGGGAACCUGCGUGUAUGCACAGAAGUACAGUGACUCUGAGUACGUCAAGGCUGUUAUCAGGCUGGGAGAGCUGUUCUUCUCCCGGGUUAGCCAGCCGUGGAUGUGGCUAGACGCAGUGUACAACCUUACAUCGGAAUCGGCAGAGUUUAGCCGAUGCCUGAGUAUCAUUCACACGUUCACUCGAAAGGUUAUCAGAGAACGGAAGCAGAUGUACUUAAAGCUUCAGGCUGAAAAUGCGGGAGACUUUAACGACGAUGCCUUCCAGGCCAUGAAAGCUCGGCGUGCAUUCUUGGAUUUACUGCUUUCUCAGCAUUUCAAGGACCCGUCUUUCACGGAAGAAGAUAUUCGCGAAGAAGUGGAUACAUUCAUGUUUGAGGGCCACGAUACCACGGCAGUUGGCAUUAGCUGGGCUCUUUACAUGAUUGGGCUUCACCAGGACGUGCAGGACAAGAUCGUCGAAGAGCUCGACGAAAUCUUCGGCAGCGACACCGAGAGGGAUGCUACAAUGGAAGACGUUAGGAGGAUGAAGUACCUGGAAUGCGUACUUAAGGAAUCGCUGCGUCUUUUCCCAUCAGUUCCGCUUAUAGGAAGGGAACUGCAAGAAGACUGGCAAUAUGCUGGCACAAACUUUCCAAAGGGAACCAUCUGCACCAUAUUCAUCUACAGCUUGCACAGGGAUCCGAAGACAUUUCCGAAGCCUGAGGAGUUCAUUCCAGAGAGGUUCCUCCCCGAAAAUUGCGUCGGAAGGCACCCCUUUUCAUACGUGCCCUUCUCGGCAGGACCUAGAAACUGCAUUGGUCAAAAGUUUGCGCUGAUGGAGAUGAAAACACUGGUGUCCAGAGUGCUCAGGAACUACAGGUUACAGUCCAUGUACCACAGAGACAAGGUGCAAAUGGUGUCCGAACUGGUACUGAGGUCGCGAAAUGGGCUUCACAUCAAAAUCUCGGAAAGACAACACUGAACCGAGCGAGCGGUGCCUCACCCGAACCUGUACAUAUUUAUUCCUUCAACAAGACAAGGAAUAUGCAACGCCCAGCCGCACCUAAAGCAGCUCUGCGAAGUGAGCAGUCAUUGAGAAGAAUUGUGCUCUGGUCUACAACGACGGAGGGGAUGCAAGAAAACUUGGCCUGUGGCAGCCAUAAAAUCCCCCAUGAACAUGGCCUUCAUGCGAAGCGAUGACCAACGCAACUAAUCUGCUCAUUAUAAGUGCUGUCUUCCAAAGCUUCCUUGUCGGAACGAACGAAGGCAAAAGCUCAAUCUUCGGUCCAAGCGUUGAGGAUUUUUCACACCGGUGACGACGGGGUUGAGCUGAUAUUGUAAAUAAGAUGCGAACUACAGUGACGCCCGUCGAAUUUUA